CUGAGGUCAGUGCAGAACUGAGAGAGAGAGAGAGAAGCACACAUUUGAGAGGAGAGUUUAUCGACGGAGACAGCGACACAAUCUUACAUUUAAAACAUUUGAGCUUGAAGGUUUAUUCUCAGCUUCUCACAAAACUGAGAACGACUGACUGAAAAUGUCAACUGCACUGAUACCACCUGAGGUCCAGGAAGGUCAGUUCCUGUUUGGCAGCUCCGCGUACACCGUACAGGAGUUUAUUGGAGAGGGCGCUUUCGGCAAAGUCGCCAAGUGCAAGAAUCUGUCCACCGAAGAGCUGGUGGCUGUUAAGAUCAUGAAGCCAACCAGGGAUCUGGAGAGGGACACUGAACAUGAGGUGUCAAUACUGGAGGCCAUCUCUGUGCUCCACCCUGACAAGGUGAAUGUGGUGAAGUUCUUUGAGAUGUUCAAAGAUAUGGUGUGGACAUGUCUUGUGUUUGAAAUGUUGGACAUGCAUCUCUACGACCUGAUUGAAGAACGAGAUGGAAAACCACUGUGUCUCCAGGAGAUACGGCCCAUAGCACAGCAGCUGCUGGUUGCCUUGGAUGCCCUAAAGAGUCUUGGGAUCAUCCACACUGACAUCAAGCCUGACAAUAUAAUGAUGGUCCACAAGCAGAGCCAGACCCUCAGGGUAAAACUUAUAGACUUUGGUGAAGCCAUGCUGGCCUCCGAAGCGGAGCCUACGAUGGAAGCUCAACCAAUCGGAUACAGGUCUCCAGAAAUUGCCCUCGGCUUGCCUUUCCAUGAAGCUAUAGAUGUGUGGGGGGUCGGCUGCAUCCUGGCCUUCCUCUACCUGGCUGAUCACCUCUUCCAGGUGCACUGCGAAUAUCAAAUGAUGAAGAGCAUGGUGGAGGUCCUGGGCCAGCCGAGGGACUGUCUGCUGAAUGCUGGACUCCUCACAAAGUUGUUCUUUUGUGAGAAGGAGAGUUCCUGGAGGCUCCUGAGACCUGUAGAGUACAGACUCGUCAGUGGGAUGUACGCAGAGGAGCACAUCAACAGAAUUGAGCAGCCCACGUCUCUGGAUGAUCUGGUAAAUUUCUACCCCAGAGAAAAAGCUGCUGAGUAUGUGGACAGGAAGGCUUUUGUGGACCUCCUUAAAAAGCUGCUGCAUCUUGAAGGGGAUCUCAGGAUCUCUCCCCAUCAAGCUCUGCAGCACCCUUUCAUAACAACGUCCCACCUGGUGGAGCAGUGCCACAGCAAAGCAUAUCUGACCACCGCCCAGUCCAUGAUGGACCUUUUGGAGGACUCAGCAGACCGAGUGAACACCCCUGCAGCCCUCAAACCUGAUCAAGGCUCGGCCACCGGAUCUUGCAGUCCCAGUGAUGAUGGGUCAGCCAACAGGUCCUUUAAGGGAACCACAGACCCUGUCUCCUUUGUGGAUGGUCCAGAGUCAGAUACAUCAGAUCAAGGCGUGUACUCUGACGAUGAUGACGAUUGGGCUCCUGAGGAAGUUCUGUCUUUAUUCCCUUUUGAUAAAGAUCAAGCUGCCCCCACUGAUGAUGAAGAAAUACAGCCUCACUCCAGAGAGGAGACCUCAUCCAAAGACACAGUCUCCUUUGAAAACGAUCCCACUUUGGGGUCCUCCUGUGAAGAAGAUUCAGCUGAUUGGUCUUCUGAUGACGAUUUGACCUGGGUCACCUAUGAUGAAGAUCUAGCUAUGUGGUCUUCUGUUGAAGACUUGACCUCCGUCACUUAUGAUGAAGACCUGGCUAUGUGGUCUUCUGAUGAUGAUGACGUGUCUUCCCUCUCCAGUGAAGAUUUAGCCUCCUUGUCUUCCCACAUUGAGGGACCACCUCCCAGCCUCCUUUCAUCGGAUGGAGCCUCCUCCAGAGACUCCUGGUCUGCAUCCUCGGCCUCCUCUGGUCGAAAGAGAAAAACUGUGAAGCGGAUUCAGAGAUUCUUCAGGCGUGGCGCUGAAACCUUUUGUUGUUGCUGCUGUGUGGAGGACUGAAACCUUCACAUGACAUCUGUUGUGUGUUAUUAAUGUGAUAAAAGUGUUACCUUGUUAACUAACAAUAAAACUAAGUGGAGUCAAUCUCUACAACAAAUA
This is a messenger RNA of Notolabrus celidotus (New Zealand spotty), 2065 nucleotides long. RefSeq names its product homeodomain-interacting protein kinase 3-like. The transcript has 9 exons. Gene Ontology annotation, cellular component: cytoplasm; PML body; nucleus. Gene Ontology annotation, molecular function: transcription corepressor activity; SMAD binding; protein serine/threonine kinase activity. NCBI's taxonomy places the organism in Eukaryota, Metazoa, Chordata, Actinopteri, Labriformes, Labridae. Bases 155 to 1966 code for a protein of 603 amino acids. Gene Ontology annotation, biological process: positive regulation of transcription by RNA polymerase II; intrinsic apoptotic signaling pathway in response to DNA damage by p53 class mediator; peptidyl-serine phosphorylation. The record is from RefSeq and is a predicted model, not a curated record.